Stylonychia lemnae is the source of this 2589-nucleotide messenger RNA. The record is from the annotation of a GenBank genome assembly. NCBI's taxonomy places the organism in Eukaryota, Ciliophora, Spirotrichea, Sporadotrichida, Oxytrichidae.
AUGUAAUCAACUUCAUACUCAAUGAUAACUAAUAAGCCUAAAAAGAACACAAUUAGUACUCCCAAAUUUAGUGUGCUUUAAUCUAAACUAGCUCUCCAGAUUAAAGCAGCGGAGGCAAAGCAUACAUCACUGGACAGAGAAGAGUACGGAGAUGGAGCGAAUUUCCUAUAUAAGGUAGAAGGUGGUAAACUUGACAUUGCCUGCAAUAAGAGUGCAGUCAAGGAAAAUAAGAAACGCAAGUAAAAUAUUGAUCAUUAUGUCAGCAAUAUUGGUAAGGAGUCUGAUGCUAUUAUAGAAGAAAUCGAAGAGAAAAUUAAGUAGCUGGAUGAACUAGCAAAUGAUAACAUUAAGAUUGAUUAUGAAAAGGAUGUUGAGGAGAUCAAAAUAAAAAAAAUAUUAGAGAAGGAACGAGCGUUAUUCAAUCAUACUGGCGGAUCUGAAUUGAACACCCCAAAAAGUAAUAAUGACAUUAAAGACUCUGAUGAAAUUCCAAGACUAAAUAUUCAUCAUACUGAGACUCCUUUUUUCGGGGAUAAAUCAAUGUCAAAAAAGCGAACUUCAAUGAAUUAUACACUGACCGCAAGUAAUGCACUAAACCAAUCAAUAGCCAAUAGCCCGAAGAACAACUACAACUCACCCUACGAUAUAUCGCAUAAGCCGUCGUUCAGCAUAAGGAAGCACUCAAUAAACUCUGGUAUUGGUCAAAGCUACAACAGUUCUUUGAUAAAAGACCCCUCAACCCUCAAAUUCCCCAGUUUAAUCAAUCAAAGAAGAGCAUAUCAGGGCGGAUCACCAACUAAAAGGAAUAGAGUGAAUUAGAGCUACAAAACUUAAACUUAAUCUAAUGGCCAUGUUUCUAAUAUGCUUCAUCCUUUCUCAGACCCAGCAGAGUAAUCUCUAAAAUAACUACACAUGCCUGAUAUAUCUUCUAAACUAAAAACAAUAUAGUAAACUCAAAGUGUCCCCAUAUCACCAAAAGCUAGUAAUGUGAAAAUAGAUGAUACUGGGAGUGACAUUCAUAAACUCUAUAAAAUGGAGAAUUAGUUCGACUAGAGAUUUACAGUUAAAGACUACUCCUUGGAAUAUAUCAGAAUGAUCUCUUAAGAAUCUGGAUUAAUGAAAGAGCUAAUAGAGAAUUUUUCGCCUUAAUCAUUUAUGAAAGAACCUAGAUUAAAGCGAGGAGAUAGCUUAAAAAAAUCACUUAACCCGGAUUAAUAGGUAGGUGAAUUUUCUAUAAAGGCAUUUAUGCUGUAAGAUAGUCUGAGUCCUAAAAAAAGUUCUCCUAAAAACUUUCAAGAUGUCAUUACAUCUAUGACAUAAAGUUAAUAAUCAAGACCAAAGUUUGAUACCAAAAGAUAUAGUAUUUCACUUCCUCAAUCCCCAAAAUUCUAAGAUGAUAGAAGUAAAUUAUCUAAAAAACUUCAAACACCAAUGUAUCAUCAUAACAAUCAAAACUUGGCAACAUUUAGUAUCGAACCAAAAGAUAUGGUUGAAGAUCAAAGUAUAGUACACGAAGAGGAAGAGGAAUCACCCCAAAAAGUACUAGAGAGUCAAGAGACAUUUAUCAGCCCACUCGAAUUAGAGAAUGCACCAGUCUUUAAAGACUAUGAAUAAAGCCGCACUAGGUAUAAUACAAAUGUUAUUAGUCAAUAAAACAAUCAUUACUUCCAAGAAAACAAAAAGAACUGGGAUUAAGAAAUUUACUAUGUUAUAAAAGAGUAUCAAAAUAGCCUAAAUGCAGUUGAGAAAAAUGAUGCCAGAUUUUAACAGAAUAAAUAGUAAGACUCCAGGAAAAACUCUUAAAACAUUCCACAAAACAUCAACAGCAUCAGAUCAUCGUCUAAUACUGUGAAUGAAUCAAUGAAUAGUGCAGGGAUUUUUACAAAGCAACAUGACAAUAUAAUGUAAUUCUUAAAGAAAAUGGAAAAACAGCAUUUCCAUAAGGAAUUUAUGAAGUAUGAGAAAAAGUCUAAUAACUUCAAAUAGAACUCUGCUAGUAUGAAAAAUACUCGGGAAUCCAGCAUCAAUAAUGCAGGGAAUUCCUUGGACCAUAAUUAAAGUCUAAAUUUUGGAGACUAAAGUAACUUAGAAAAAUAAGGAGGAUAGAGACUAGCAGACAUCAGAGAAAGAAUUAAGAAUUAUGGUAAAUGGUAUAUAAACCCAGAUAAAUUCAACAGAAACUUCGACAUUAUGAGAUAGGUUAUCACAUCAAGAUAAAAGCAAGAAUAACUAGUCCAGAGAAUACAAAUGGUGAAGAAGUCUUCAUUUAAAGAGAUAGAUAUGAGUCAGAUUUUAGAUCCGCUAGGAUAAAAGGACAGUUUAAACGUCAGUUUAAAUGACUUUCAAGUGCCUAUUGACCCAAGUGGACCAAGAUCUACUAAUAAUUCAUCAGUAAAGUAGGAAACUAAUGGAUUUUCAAAUAAUGCGAAGAGUAAAGAUGGAAAGUCACAGCAUGUCGAAAUAAAGAAAAAGCAUAUUAGCAAAUAGUAGGUGGAGAUGGAGAUCCUUAAAAAUUUGGAAUAGCUAGCAAGUUCACUCAAGCAUCAUAAAGAAGACUAUGAUGAUGACUUUAUCAACAUGGAUGGUUGA